AUGGCUUUCGUGGACUUCACCUGGUCGUGUGGAAUGCUGCGCAGACGCAAGUUGGCACUGCUCGCCACCUACAUGAAGGUCAACGCCAUCAUCGCCGUUCAGGAGGUCCACGGAUCUGAGGACGCCCUCAGGGGUGGAUGGACCCAGAGCCGAAUCUCUGGGAGACGGGAGCGAAGCGAGAAGUGGAAGACCUCCUGUGCGUUCCUCGCCCCCAACUUCUUCUAUACCGACUCAAGACACCUGGACAAGUACGCGAACCUCUUCCUCACCUACGACAGCAAGUUGCUCCGACACCUGGUCAAGUACACGACGCUCUCCCACGACAUCCACGUGGAGUCUCAGUGGCCGACCCACUACGACAAGUCCAGCAAGCAGCUGUCCACGAUCGACCGCAUUUUAUCGGGCAUCGACGCGCGCGCCAUGCUCUCGGUCUCGACGAUCCUCACCACUGCGAGGGACGCGAUGGAGCUUUCCGAGGAGGGCAUCAGCGACCACGCGCCCCUCGUCCUGCAGAUCACCGCCGCACGCCAUGUCCCACGAGACGAGCAGCCUAUCCCGACGCACCUCUUCAACCAUAGGAAGUACCCUGAGACCUACACGCCCAUGCUGGACCACUGCUCCUUGGCUGGGGAAACGGCGGAAGGCCGCUGGAGAGCAGCGAAGCAGUGCAUGAAACUUGCAGCGCGACGUGUUCGUGAUCACCAGCUGCGGACCAACUUCUCCCUACACGUCAAGGACUCCACGGUCGAGACCUCGCACAUGGGCUUCAAGUCGGCGGCGAGAGCGGUCUGGCGACAGGACGCUGUCCUGGCAGACAGGCUGCUCGAGUCCUGCCCUGUGCUGGCCGCCCACCUCCACGUUACCGACGGCACGGUGCGCCUCGUGGACCCCCACAGCUUCGCCGCCAACUUCGACGCCAUCGCCGAGCGGGUGCACUCCCUGCGCAGGCAGGCGGCGGAGGCAGCAGCUCGAACGGCCAACGUGCGCGACAGCGCAGCCUGGCGGAGGGUUGAGCGCAAGGCCGCCAGGCAUGCGCAGCUCUGGGUCCCGUGGCGGCGACGUAUGAUCCUUUCGGGCCUGCGCGUGGACUCCGCACCGUGUGCCGCCAAGGACUCGAAGGUGGCUCAGCACGUGGUCUCCGAUCCCGCGGGCAUGAAGGCGACCGUAGCGAACUACUGGGGUGAGAUCUUCGCGAAGGUGCCGAACUCUGAACAGCUCAAGGCCUUGGGCGCUUUCCUGGACAAGCACGCGCCAAGGAAGCCCGAGCCCAUCGCCACAUCAUCUACCUCACCCGAGCAGAAGGGCUUCACUGCUGGGCGGCGCUUCGUCGACCACAUCCCGUACCUGGACGCGGAAUGCCGUCGGGAGGGCCUUCUUCCUGACGCGGCGACCCGCCGCCCCAUGUUCCUGUCGUUCGACUUCCGUCAGGCCUUCCCCUCACUCUUCAGGGAAGUCAUCGAGAAGGUCCUCCCGCGCUACGGGGUCCCGCUGGGCUUCUGCAACGCGGUCGCGGCGCUCUACAGCAACUGCCUCGCCUUCAGCUCCUUCCGCGCCGAGGGCACCAGCGCGGAGUUCGAGCCGCUGUUCGCGCUCCUGUGCGGCAUCAUGCAAGGAUGCCCGCUCUCUGGCACGGUCUGGUGCUUGGCUAUGGACACGCCCAUCCGCGCGCUGCUGGUUGCGAUUGCUGAGCAUGGGUUCCUCACGGCUUGCGCCGACGACCUCGGGAUGCUGAUCAAGAACGCGGUCGCCCUCCCCAGCAUCGACUCCACCUUCGUCUCCAUUGAGUUUGCCUUCAACCUGCAGCUGGCGCUGCACAAGUGCGUGCUGGUGCCGCUGUGGGAGGAGCUCUCGGAGGACACACUGCAGAUCGUCAAGGCUUUCCUCGCUAAGGAGGUCCCCCGCUGGUCGGGCUUCCGCGUCGACUCCACGGCCAAGUACCUGGGGACUCACCUGGGGCCAGGCGUCACGGACUUCGGCAUCUGGAAGGCUGCUGCGGGGAAAUGGUGGACCCGAUGCUGGGAGCUGGCGCGCACUGGCAUGGCCACCAGCCUUGCGGCACGCGCGUACAACAUCAACGCGCUACCGUGCCUGUCGUACCUCGCGCAGUUCUACUUCAUUGUGCCUGCCAUCUGGAAGGUCGAGUUCACCUCCCUGCACCGCCUGCUGCGGCUGCCGCCCUCGUCCAUGCGCAAGGCCGACAUCCUGUCGAUGAGCGCGUGGUGCGGCUCCCCGUCGCCGACGGGCCUCUUCCCGUACACGCUCGCGGCGAUGAUGCGCACGGCGGAGAACACGGUUCGUGGAUGGGAAGUUCACCUUCACCACCUUCAUGAAGCUGCCGUGGAGCAUGCCCCACUGAUCGACGUGAUCAAGGGCAACUGGUCGCCUCCGUGGUGGCAGACGCGGAGGGCGAUCGUACAGAACUUCGCCAUGAUCACGGACACCUACGGCCAGCUGGACAUCCCCAGACCGACGCUCGAUGUGCUCUCGGUCCCGAUUCCGAGCAGGUACAUCAAGAUCGCGAAGGCGGCGAUGACCCUGGAGACGACGGCGGCGGCAGCGGCCAUUCCCACCAGGAAGCCCAAGCGCCAGGCCACGGCCGCCAUCUCGCUCCGAGGCUCGCUGUACCCCGAGGACCUGGUGGCCACCAUCCACCGUCGGCUACGCAGGUGGGGAGUCGUGUGCUCGCUGCCCGAGCUGCGCGAGAGGUGGCCUCCGCUGCGUGACAAGCUGACGGAGGUCCGCCCUGCAUGGAUGUGGUCGUGGAUCCGCACCGCGGUCAACGGCUGGACGACAUCUCGCCGCAUGAGCGCCGUCAUCGAUGCGCGACCAUGCCUGUUCGGCUGCGACGAGGUGGACGCGCUCGAGCACUACGUCGUCUGCCCCAUCCUCAGGGCGUUGACCGCGGGCGACGCUGACGCCGACUCCCUGGGCCACGGCAUCGAGUUCCUCGGGUUCGGCGACGAACAGUACCACGCAAGGAGACCGAUCAAGGACUGCAUCUACUCGGUCGGCCUCAUGUGCCAGUGCUACCACAUCCAGAAGCACCGCGUGGACGUGGGCCUGGAUGCCGGAGCG
Molecule: messenger RNA, 3075 nt
Organism: Prorocentrum cordatum
Lineage: Eukaryota; Dinophyceae; Prorocentrales; Prorocentraceae
Source: the annotation of a GenBank genome assembly